Molecule: messenger RNA, 2303 nt
Organism: Lytechinus pictus (painted urchin)
Lineage: Eukaryota; Metazoa; Echinodermata; Echinoidea; Temnopleuroida; Toxopneustidae
Product: metalloproteinase inhibitor 3-like
Exons: 4
Coding region: 316-1065 (249 amino acids)
Biological process (GO): negative regulation of membrane protein ectodomain proteolysis; negative regulation of endopeptidase activity
Cellular component (GO): extracellular matrix
Molecular function (GO): metalloendopeptidase inhibitor activity; protease binding
Source: RefSeq, a predicted model, not a curated record
UUACCCAAGCAGAAGUGCAUUGACUCAAAUUGAAAUGCAAGUGUCAACACAGCUUACAUAAUCAAUGAGGGAGGGGAUAUAACUCUAUGAAUGGAACAGCCAAUUGAUACUACAUCCACAAGUUAAACAUUAACCAGUCAGAUUUUUCAAGAACUGCUUAAAAAUCUAUCCUGUCACCCAAAUCAGUCAGUUAGCUGCUAAGUCACCGAGCGAUCAACACUAAGGGCCAACUUGGACAAUUACAGACUCCAAGCAGAAGAUAAUUUUACAGCUGAAAGUAAAAUUUGAAAAUUAUAACCUGAAAUUGAUUUCAAGAUGGCAUCUUUUCUGGAAUCUCCCUCAGCUAUUAUAAUGAGAUGUUGUAUAUUAGUUACCAUGGUUCACUCUCUUUGUGCCUGUAUGUGUCAACCUUCUCAUCCUCAGCAAAGAUACUGCAAAGCAAACUUUGUGUUAACAGGACAUGUAUUGGAAAAGAACCCAAUAGAUGAUAUUCAACUGAGAGGGCGCUUUGGUCAAUUUGAGUAUGUUGUCAAUGUGGAUAAGAUCUUCAAGGAGACUGAAAAUCUGAGGAAAAGUGCAUCAAGGUUUCCACUGUCAAUCUUAACAUCACCAGGAGAUAGCCUUUGUGGUCCAAAGUCACUCAAAAUAGGAUCAAAGUAUCUUAUAACAGGUAGUAUUGUUGAUGGUGAACUUCACAUUAGUUCAUGUGAUUGGAUUGAGGAAUGGAGAGAUGUAACACAACACCAGAAGAAAGGAAUAAAACAUUUCUACAAUGCAUACUGCUCUCAAUGCACAAUCCAGUCUACGACAGGUAGAUGGAGACAGACCGGUGAAGGAUCAUCAGGUGGAUGUAUCUAUGAUCCUUCCCCUAGUAUGGUAGAUGGUGUAGAGGAUUGCCAAGCCCUUUAUGCCACCUGUAUCACUCAGCAAGGAGAGGGGUGUCAAUGGUAUCAUCGUGGUAAUGACUACCAAGACUGCAUCAAUAGAAACAAACCUUACUACCAAGGAGUUGAGACUAUGCAGAGUGUAAGUUUCCCUAUCAUGGAUGAUGAUGUCAUGACUUAAGAUCAACAUGGUGUGGAGGCUAAACAGGACACCUAAACUACCGAACUGACAUCUGUAACAGGGGUUAAGCCGUUGCCUACUGGAACUAGGUAGUACCUGUACAAAGUCUAUGAGAACGUACAUAAUUCAGCAGGCAAUGGGCCGCAGACAAAGAGUGUUGAUUCUCUCAUUAUGGACAAUGGGAUCCAUUGCCAAUGGGAACCUGGAAAUGCCAGUGUAGAAUUGAUAGGAAUGAAGGAACACAGGCAAUGAGUAGUCUGGAAUUCUGUUGUUCUCCUUAGUCAACAAGUGUGUAAAGCACUCUAAACACAAACACAGAGGUUGAUUUUUUGGAUAUGUUUUAGUUGUUUAUGUUUAUUUAAAAGAUGCACAGAUAUUUUGUUUUGUUGUUUCUUUUACAUAUAUAUUUUCCUUGAAAAACAUUGAAAUAUGAAUUGAAGUCAGAGCUUGUCAGGCUCAGAAAUUAUGACAUAUCUUGCCUUAUAUUUAUUGCAAGGAUAAAAUGUAAAUGUAUAUAGUUAAUAUAUUUCUAAAGUAUGUUAGUACACAAAAGCUUAUUCAUUUAGCACUCUAGUCAAAGAGACAUCAAUAUGCUAUUGAAGCUUAAAACAAGAAAACAUAAAAAAGAAACUUGAUAACCAAAAUAGACAGAGAAAAAAAAAUUGAUAAAAAAGAAAUGUAAUUUCAAAGACUUUAAACUUUUAAAAAGUUAACUUUCAACAUUUUUAAUCCAGUAAAUACGUAGUAUCAUUAAAUGUUAGACCAAUUCAAAUACUAGAUCAGAAUGUUUUGUGGUAAAUGGUAUAUGAUAAAUAAGAAGAAUCCAAAACAUUUGUUUAUUCAUAAAUAAAUCCAUUUCAGAAGCUUGGUUAAAACAUAUUUAACUCAAAACCAAACAAGAAACAACCCAAGCAUGACUGAAGAUUUUUUAAUCCAAUUAUUGAUAAGAGCCCUAUAUUCCAAUAAACGGUCAUCUUAGUCAUAGAUGGUCAUGAUUAUUUUGUCCAUUCCAUGCCUUACAAAGCAAUUGACAAGCUGUAAAUUUGUGCAAUUUGUAAUUAAGGGUUCUGGUUGAAAAAUAGCAAUAGCGCCAUCUCUGGUGUAACUGCUGUGUUAAAUGUUGAAAGUAUAGAAAAUUACACCUAGCAGUACAUUAUCUCCAGAGUCUCAGAAGCAGAAAAAUUACUAUAUGUGAUAACUUCAUAAUUAAAUUUUAUUGUUCAUGUGAUUACAACCCA